Aspergillus pseudonomiae is the source of this 1296-nucleotide messenger RNA. Its product is annotated as putative MFS monocarboxylate transporter. Gene Ontology annotation, molecular function: transmembrane transporter activity. The transcript has 3 exons. Lineage: Eukaryota; Fungi; Ascomycota; Eurotiomycetes; Eurotiales; Aspergillaceae. Bases 1 to 1296 code for a protein of 431 amino acids. Gene Ontology annotation, biological process: transmembrane transport. The record is from RefSeq and is a predicted model, not a curated record. Gene Ontology annotation, cellular component: fungal-type vacuole membrane.
AUGCCUCCGGAGAUAUCAAGCCAGCAACACUUGGAGGCGAGUAGUCAUUUAACGACGGAGGCAGACUCUCCCUCUGAACCAGCUACAUCACCUACCCUGACGACGCAACAGUGGAUGCAAGUUUUGAAUGCCUUUGUAGUAUUCCUGAACACAUGGGGCCUUCUUCUUGCAUUUGGAGUCUUCCAAACAUAUUGGGAACAGGUGCAGUUCCCGGACAGAUCCAGCUCUGAGAUAUCCUGGAUUUCAACCGUCAGCGGCUUCCUGCUGUUAUUUAGCGGCAUCAUAACCGGCCCUCUCUUCGAUUACGGCUAUUUCCGGUCGUUGGUCGUGGCAGGCAGCCUGUUAGAGGUUUUCGGGUUAAUGAUGAUCAGCCUUUCGACAAAAUACUACCAGGUCUUUCUUUCUCAGGGUAUCUGCAUUGGUCUGGGCGGGGGCAUGCUCUACGUUCCCAGCAUUGCUGCCGCGACCGCGAGCUUACAAGAGUUUCGCCGCGCCAAAUUUAUAGGGCUCAUUGCGUCCGCCACUGGCAUAGGCGGCGUGAUCUACCCGAUCAUGUUCCGCCAACUCUUGUCCAGCGUAGGAUUCCCCUGGGCAGUCCGCAGCAUUGCCUUUGUCGUUUUCGCAACCUAUCUCUUAUCCUGGGCUAUUUUACCCUACAAGACUGUCCAGAACACUACCAUCCGACAAUGGUUCGAUCGUUCAGCGCUUACCGAGCCUCCAUUCGUCCUAGCCAUUAUCUCCGCCUUUCUUGCCGGCGUCGCCUACUAUCUCCCAUUAAUCUACCUCCCUUUGUUCGCCGAAACUGCCAUCCUAGCCCUUCACAACACAGACCUACCCUUCUAUCUCAUCUCUAUCGUGAACGGGGCGUCUGUCUUUGGCCGUCUCUUCGCCGGGCUCCUCGCAGUGAGAAUUGGACCAUUCGAAACAUGCACUGCAGGUCUAGCUGCCAGCGCCUGUCUGCUCUUCUGCUGGGUUGCAGUGAGUUCAAAGGUGGGUGUCAUCGUCUGGUCUGUCUUCUGGGGCCUCACAUCCAGCAUCAUUGUAUCGAUGCCCGGAGCGAUGCUUCCGUUGCUUUGCGCGUCGUUUUCGGUAUUGGGGGCAAGGACGGGGAUGUACUGGGCUAGCGUUGGGCUGGGGGUUUUGUUUGGGGGGCCUAUUGGGGGGGCGUUGGUGGGUAAUAUGACGGACGAGUCGGACUGGCUACCUUUGCAGAUCUUCGCGGCUUGUUGCAUGGCCCUUGGGGCGGUUUUUCUUGUUUAUCCACUUGUACAUGUCCGACAACAAAGGGCUAUAUAG